GCGCGGGGGCGGGGCGGCCGUCAGCUGACUGGCGGCGGCGGCUUCGCUGGGACUACCGUUGGCGGCGACGCAGGCUCCGGAGGGAAGAUCGCCGGCGUGUCGGUUCUCGGCGGGCGAGGCGCGGCGGCCGAGCACCAUGGCGACCACCGUCAGCACGCAACGCGGGCCGGUGUACAUCGGGGAGCUCCCGCAGGACUUCCUCCGCAUCGCGCCCACGCAGCAGCAGCAGCAGGUGCAGCUGGACGCGCAGGCGGCCCAGCAGCUGCAGUACGGCGGGGCCCUGGGCACGGUGGACCGCCUCAACAUCACCGUGGUGCAGGCCAAGUUGGCAAAGAAUUACGGCAUGACCCGCAUGGACCCGUACUGCCGGCUGCGCCUGGGCUACGCAGUGUACGAGACGCCCACGGCCCACAACGGCGCCAAGAACCCGCGCUGGAAUAAGGUCAUCCACUGCACUGUGCCGCCCGGCGUGGACUCCUUCUACCUGGAGAUCUUCGACGAGCGAGCCUUCUCCAUGGACGAUCGCAUCGCCUGGACGCACAUCACGCUGUCCGAGGCGCUGCGGCAGGGCGAGGUGGAGGACAAGUGGUACUGCCUGAGUGGGCGGCAGGGCGACGACAAGGAGGGCAUGAUCAACCUGGUCAUGUCCUACUCGUCCCUGCCGGCCACCAUGAUGAUGCCGCCUCAGCCCGUGGUCCUGAUGCCCACCGUGUACCAGCAGGGCGUCGGCUAUGUGCCCAUCACAGGAAUGCCCGCUGUGUGCAGCCCUGGCAUGGUGCCCGUGGCCUUGCCCCCGGCGGCUGUGAGCGCCCCGCCCCGCUGUAACGAGGAGGACCUGAGGGCCAUCCAGGACAUGUUCCCCAACAUGGACCGUGAGGUGAUCCGCUCUGUGCUGGAAGCCCAGCGAGGGAACAAGGAUGCGGCCGUCAACUCCCUGCUGCAGAUGGGUGAGGAGUCCUAGACUCCCGCCGCCUGCGCCCUCGCCGCCACGCCGCUCCAGCCCUUUGGACCUGCCACCGGGGCACCCGAGCCCUGUCCCAACGAGAUCCCUGUGUCCCCUCCUCAGUGUCCUGUCACCAGUCCGCCUGUUGGGGAUGCAGGUGGGUUUGGGUUCCGGCAGCUGCUCUGGACUGCCAGCGGCGUGGCCAUAGGGGCCUCCCUCCUCCCUCUGUGGGGGUGAGCGGCACGUGGCCGUGUCCUGUGUGCACACUCGCCUCUGCUGGGGACGCGCCACCCAGUGCUCCGAGCUGCUGCUCCCGAGAGGGCCCUUGCAGGAGCAGCCUGCCUCGCCAGGGCCGGGGGAGGCCGAGGGCCCUUCUGGUUGGUUCCUGGCGCGUAGUCCGGCCACUUACGGGGACAGACCUCCUUCCUUAGGCUCACAGUCCACUGACAGCUGCUUGGGGUUUAGAACUUGCCAACUGAAAACUCCCAUCCCUCCCUCCGUGGGCUUCAUGGCCUGGCUGUUUCCCGGUGGCCUGGGCCGGUGUGGCUUGGCCAGGCCUUAGCCACGGUGUCAGCCUGACUGUCCAGCCCGCCAGCCCCUGUCACAGCCCUCGCGGUGGCCGGAGGGGCUGUCCUAGCUCAGAGGAUCCCUGGUCUCCGCCUGCUGUUCGUCAGCUCUGGGGAGUGCCAUGCGGAGGGGCGGCUUCUCCUCUCCUUGAUGGACUCUCGUACCAGAACCUGAACUUGGGGUAACAUGUAAUAGACCUAGUACUUCGCUAAUGGGAGGGAGGGUGCUGGGACCUGCUGGCUCCCACUGACACUCAUUUCAGUGAGCAUGUGCCGGGUCCGAGGAUGCGUGUGGAGGGUGGAGACAGUGCCAAAGUCCCCUGGAGCCCACGUGCGCAUGUGCGAGCUGCACCCUGGCCUGGUGCUGGCCACGGCCACAGCGUGGGGACCGGGUGGGUGACGCCUAGUGAAACGAGGAGCUCCUCAGAAAUGACGCACUGUAAGUCACACCCAUGGGCUGAACGCGUGCGUCCUCGGGUGGGGGGGUGGGUUCGCAGUAAGCUGCAGUCACUGUCCUUUCUCUAGCCGUUGCCUGGCCUGGGGCCUCAGCUCUUUCUGAUUCAGGGUCAGGACCGUCCUGGAGCUGGAGGCUGGUGGCUCGGCAGGAGAAAGCAAGGGCUGUUAGGGCUCCUCCCUCCAAGUGCGGGCUGCACCGGAGACGGCCUCCUUCAGGGCUGCGUGGUCGGGUGCACUGCUCACGCCUGUCCUGUGAGCCUGAGGGUGUGGCCAGGGCCUGGGGGGCGCGGCCUUGUGCGUCGAAAGCGUUGGGCAGGCCUGCGGGCCUGGGGUUUGAGUGGUGGCCUGAGCGGGCCUGGCAGCUCCCCCUUCCAGGGAGGUGUGUGGGACUCCUGGGAGCGCUCGGCCCCGGCCCAGGGCAGACGCGCAGACCCCGCUCGCAGCGGCCCCGUGUGCGGAGCGCGUAGUUUUUAGGGUGACCUGCACUUGCCACACCUCCGCUUUGCUUCCCCAGGCGCGCUGCAUUUUCAGUUGGUCAGAGCCCCCGUGUCACAAGGCCUGCCGUGUCAGAGCAGACCGGCCUCCACGGCUGCCCAGGUCUGCCCACAGGGAAGUGCGGUCCCUCAGGAGGCCCGGCCAGGCCGCCUGCAAACGGCAGGCCUUGGGCGCUGCUGCUUCCUCCGGCCUCAGCCUGGCUCUGGGUGAGGAGGCUGGGCAGCCGAGUCUCCUGAAGGCCCCCUCCGCAGCCCCCCCACCCCCCCACCCCUGCCCCCGCCGCUGUGGGUGCCAGUGCAUCUCGGAGCCUGUGCUUGUCAUUCUCCUGGGUCCAGCGUCCAGAUUUCCUUUGAUUGUAAAAUAUAUUUUUACUUUUCAGCCUAAUUUAAUAAAUGAUCUAUAUGAGAGUAGAGCAUUAAAGUCCUGCAGGGAAGUUUA
Molecule: messenger RNA, 2898 nt
Organism: Myotis daubentonii (Daubenton's bat)
Lineage: Eukaryota; Metazoa; Chordata; Mammalia; Chiroptera; Vespertilionidae
Gene: TOLLIP
Product: toll interacting protein
Biological process (GO): ubiquitin-dependent protein catabolic process
Cellular component (GO): cytoplasm
Molecular function (GO): ubiquitin binding; ubiquitin conjugating enzyme binding
Source: RefSeq, a predicted model, not a curated record